CCUAUUGAAACUAUGUCAAUUUAAUAUCAGAGAUGUUGCUAGGGCAAUUUCUACAAUGUUAUACAACACCCGGGUCUGGCACCAGACUAUAUCAUCUGCGACACAACAACAAUACAAGGAUCAUGGCGUGAAACCCCGGUGGCAGGCAUGCUGGAUGCAUACAUUACAGAGCAUUUGAAAAAGUACAAGAUGGGAACACGAUCCGCAGCGAAUCAUAUGACCAAAGCAAAGUUAUUGACUUCCAAAAAGAGACCCGUGCGCGUUCCAUCAGAAGCUUCAGUAUCACCGUCAGCUGCCUCUGAUCGCGAGCUAAAGCCGGAUAUCAAUAGCAACGAACCAAAAUCAAAAUCAAAGUCCAGCCCAAACCCAAAAUUUGAAGUUCAGCAUACGCCCGAAUCUGAGAACAAAUCCAGAAUCGAAAGUAAACCGAAUAUUGGCACAUUCGCUAAGUGUGGGCGCAAGAAGCGCCGCUCUAUCAAUGCCCAUGGACUCAGCGAUUUGUCCAGCGAGUCGAGCUCGGAUGAAUAUGUCCCGAGCGAUGACAGUGGUGAUGAGCACAGCAAGCGACCCGCUCACAAGGGCCGCGGAAGAGAUGAGGAUGAGCGCUCUAAAGGGGGUGGUAAGAAAGGGAAAAUUGAGUGGGAAAGCGAAGGGGCGAUCGAGAAAGAAGCGACGAGGUGGCAGUGA
Sphaeroforma arctica JP610 is the source of this 687-nucleotide messenger RNA. RefSeq lists its product as hypothetical. Lineage: Eukaryota; Ichthyosporea; Ichthyophonida. The transcript is spliced from 3 exons. The record is from RefSeq and is a predicted model, not a curated record. Bases 148 to 687 code for a protein of 179 amino acids.